CUGUACUGUUAAGGAAAGCAUUAGACGUCAGGUAGCGCGUGCAGGUAACAAUUAGUGUUAACCGCGCGAGUUCUUUUCUUCUAUUCCAGUCAGAGGAAAAAUGGAAAUUGGAAACAUGUUUGGAUACAUAAUAGUCGCUUUCCUUUGGAUUUUAACUGUGAACCAGACAAACGCUAGACAUGUUCCUCUGGCAAGCCAACGUAACAGUGCACAAUCUCGACCACGCCUUCUCGUCAUAAGACCACCAGAAGGAAGCGGACAGCCUAAGCGAAUUGUUGUUCUCGCCAACCAAAGACCCCAACCAACAAAUCCGUCGCCACCUUUAUCAACGGCUAUAUCGGCUCUUCAAGAAACGGCCGCUGUUGCCCAAGCAAAUCUCAACAGAGCAUUUGGUGGUCAUCCACAGUCAGCGUUUCGUCAGCAGUCGAGUUCGAGUUCAUCUAGCAGCAGUGGUUCUUCAAGCUCUUCAGCGUCAAGUGGAACUCGAAGUCUCAGAAAUAUUCUACAGGGCAUGCGCAGAUCGGGACCAUCUACGUCAUCAAAUAUAGCUCAUAUGUCUGAGACUAUUCCAAGGGCAAUGCCUCCUGUUCUUCCACCGACAAAAAGAUUUGGUGAACUCAAUAUACCAAGUGUGAUAGAAGCGGCUCUGAGACGCUUACAAGAGAGGGCAAGGCUUCAGGGAAAUGUUAGGAACAACAAUGUUCUACCGAGACACAAUUUUCGUAUGACUCCCACCACCAGAAGACCACACCAGCAUCAUGACCGUUCUCCUUUUAGUGGCGGUGUAAUUGAUCUUUCCAGACUGUCACUAAAUGAAAGAAGCAAUCGCAAUGAUGGUACUUCCUCUGGCAAUUCUGGAUCUUCCGGCGCAAACUCAAAUCCCCGUUGGGAUAUUGGAACCAUUCUUUCGACGAGCACGUUAGGUCGGAAUGGGGUGUCUCCACUAUCGAGUUCAUGGAAUAAUAGUCCAUCGGACAUGAGUGCAAAUGGAAUCGGACAAAAUCUCAAUGGAAAUGGACCGUUUUUGAAAAAUAACGACUUACUACAAAUGCCUACCGACACUCGUUCGCUGCCAUCAUCUUCUGUGGGUCGAACAGGUUCAAAUCUUAGAACAUUUCAGGAUAAAACGUUCGAUAAGGCUGCAGGACGUAACCGAGGUACCUCCUCAAAGCCUACACUAGAUAUCCAGACUUUACUUUCGGAUCCAUGGACGUCGCAGAACUCUUUCAUGCCAGCACAAAAUUCAAAUAAUGUAGCAACUGGAGGAGUGGGUUCAACAUUUGAACCAAGUGGAAGAAAUAAUGGAACAAACAAUUCACAGCCAAGCCCACCUCAGUAUCAAGGCCAAGGGCAGUCUCCCAAAGCAAAUUUCGACGUGCCGAUACCAGCACCAUCAAGAAUUGCUGAUUUCCAAUCUCCUUCAGGAUCUGUAACGACGAAGCCAGCAACACCUAAUGCACCAGACAAAGUGCCAAAAAUGCCAUCUGUUCCAGCUGCCGCCGUCAGCCUCAACGCUUCUGCAAAGGUAUCAACGUCUUCUGCAGAGGCUAAUAGUACUUCAAAUCAAACAAGUACAAAAUCAGUUAAGACGAAAACGAUAAAAGUUACAACCGUUGUAAAAGGUGGAACAAAAGCCGGUGUUUCAGCGGCCGCGGCGAGUCAAGCAAACAUUGCAAACGCUGUAGCACAAGGAAAACAAAUAAGCGGACCGGCUUUAGAAAAGAUUGCUAAAUCCGCAGCAGGUGUGACCAGAACUAAUACUGCAUCAAGUAAAAAGCCGGCAGCAGGUUCAAUAACAGUAAGGCGACAGCCGAAUGGUAAUUCAAUAAUAACGUUAUCAGAUGGCCAGGGCGAACCUGUUGUUUUAAGUGCAUCAGGACCCGUGAAAAUCGAACGCAUUGUUAAACCAAACGGUCGUAUUCAAUUUCUAAUAAACCCGGUGCAAAGUACACAAACUACGAUAAAUCCAGCAGCAGAUGGAGAAAUUGAACCCGAAGAUAUAACAACGACCGUUCUAACGCCUACACAGGCCAGUCUUGCUGUCUUCGGAUUCACGGACGCCACGUGGACGACUAACGCCCCGUUUUAUACAGAUUCUGUUUUAAGCAAAAGUUCGCCGACUGCACCUGAGACUGGCCCCACAAAAAUAGAGAAAACUAUACAAAUUACAGACACCGCAGUUGCAGAUACUGCUUCCGCGUCGGUAAACACAUCUGUAAAAAAUGCUACAGCCGAUGUAAACGUGAAAAGUAAAGGUUUAAUGCAAUUGUUCAAAACGCCAAAUAUACCUCGACCGCCGAAAGUGUCGGAUAUGAAUUUAGGAAAUGCAGGAAUAGUUAAUCCUCUUUUAGCUAAUAACCAAAAGUUUAUGAUAAAUCCACAAACGAAAAAUGUUCCACCACCUUCAGAUGUUUCGCCAGUAUCAAACAAAUACAUUUCCUCGACAGUUAGACCUACACUUCAGACAAAUAAUGGUAUACAACCUUUAGACUUUUUCCCAAGCACUGCUAAUCAAAAGCAUCAGCAAACUCAAAAACAUUCGGAUGUCAUGCCACAAUACAAUUUAUUAGGUGUUUCUCCUUUAACAUUUGCACCGUAAAGAAACCUGUUGCCUUGAAAACUGAAAAAUGCAAACACUGAUUCUUGCAAUGUUUGUGAAAACAUAUCAGUGAGAACUAUUCAAGACUCUUUAACCCAAUGGCUGCCCAGCUUUGAACUUGGAAUACUGGUCAGUAUCAAGUUGUGCUAUACCAUUGAGUUUGUUCACAGUAUUAAACGAAGCAGGAAAGCAGGUUGCCGUCGAAUAUGUAAACGGAGGGAGAUAUAGAAAGAAUGUGAUAGGACAUGACGAUGAACAGGCGUGAUAUCAAUCAUUAUUUCGAUGUGUUGCUCCAGGAUAUUGCGUAAUGAUUUAUAAAUGGUAUCUCCAGAAUGGUCUACCAGAUACAGAGACAAAACUAGUGCAGGCAGGUUUCCUUAGUCCCAGCUUAUAUUUUCGUAAAAUUUAAUGCUUUCGCUUACAUAUUUAUUUAUAUUGAACAAAAAUCAAAUCUGUUCUUUUCAAGGCUGCUUGUGAACGACCAAAAUAUGCCGAAGCAAUACUGAUUAUCUUAGCAUCGAGUAUUAAAUAUGACAAUUAUUGUAUAGGUUUAUUAAAGAAAAGCUGCGACAUUAAGGAGUGUUCCUAUUGUUGACUAGUAUGAAUAGUGUAACAGUUCUUACGCAAGGUUGUAACGAAAUUGAUUGUUUAUUCUAACACGACCCGAUUCAUUUCCCCCCCGCAAACAAAAAAGACUAAAACUGUGUGAUAUUAUGCAACGCAUUUACUGUUUAUACGCCACAAUUAUUAUUAUUAACGUCGUAGCAUCAAUUGUCAUAGCGGCACGUUAGAAAAAAGAACCACAAAAAAAUUAUUGCGGUUCUUCAAAGAUGCAGAUGAUAAUUCUUUAUAAAGUGUUAGAAUCAAAGUAAUUUAUCUCAAGUAGUGGUUUGGCCUUGAAUAAAAUCAUUGUUUGUCAUGAAGAUGCGUAUUAUUUUUUCAUACGAGCUUGGUCCCCGUGAAAUAGUUCCUUCACAUCUGAACAAUGAUUUUAUUAAAUGGAAAAUUACUGUUUGGGAUAUAUUAUUUCUUGAUUGACACUUGAAAUGUUUUGAAUACAGUACCAUAAACGGUUUUAUUUAGAAUAUACUCAGUUCCAAAAGAAAGUAUGCACUUUUUAAGUUUAAAUAUUUCAAAAAAUUCCCCGACGUUUUUGUUUCAUUUUUUCAUACACUAACUCUCAGGUAUAACUCAAAAUCUAAAAUGUACACCAAUUUGUUUACGAACUGAUUUAAAUUUUGGUACCAAACAUUAUAAGUUUUCAUGAAAAUAACCGAGAAAAAAUAACAGAAAUUUAAGUGCACACUUUCUUUUGGAAUUGAGUGUAUACUUUGUAGGAACUCAUGGAAAAGAAAGAAAAGUUAUAAAUUCAUGGUUUAUUUUGACAGGCUGAUUAAAUAGUUUCAUACUAAUUAUUUAGAUACAUUUCUCUUUGUAUUAGACAGAUAAAACUAAAUUCAGCAAUUCAUCAAACAUUUGUAGAUAUACAACAUGUAUCAUGCACAAAAUAGCAUGUGCUUCAACUGUAAAAGCAACUACAUCAACGUAACGACCACAACAAUAAAAAUGUACAUUGAAAAUACAGUACUGAAUUACAAUGUAACUUGAUCUGCUUUGAGAGGCAGAUGGAGUCAAAUUUUGUGAACUUUCGAAGAAAGAACAUAUCCUUGUUUCAUUACGCCUUAUCAUACUGUAUAUUGGUAACUUAAAUACACCAUAUUGAAGAAAACGGCCUACAUUUCCAACAAUUCAUGACAGUAAUAAAAGAAUAUACAUUACCAAUUACCUGUCACAUCCCUUCUUUUAAAAAUGUAUAAGUUAAAAUGAUUAAUGGAUAUAUACUUGCGGUCUAAUGAAUUGAAGGUAUCAAAAUAUAUUAUUUAGUGAUUAAUCACAUUUUAAAGCUACUUGCAAACAGUAUGGACGGACAAAAUGAUACUGUCAUUUUUGCAUAUUUUGAUAAGUCAAGUUAUACAAGACAGUACCAUCUGGUUACCUUACUAUUUCAUUUAUAUGGCAAGUAACGGAAAAUUAGCAGGUGGAUUCUAGAAUACCUGACUAUAGAAAAAGACAUGCAUCUUUACUGAAAUAAUGGCAUAGCUCCCGAGUACCUCAAAGGUCUACU
Molecule: messenger RNA, 4724 nt
Organism: Mercenaria mercenaria
Lineage: Eukaryota; Metazoa; Mollusca; Bivalvia; Venerida; Veneridae
Product: serine-rich adhesin for platelets-like
Exons: 4
Coding region: 101-2599 (832 amino acids)
Source: RefSeq, a predicted model, not a curated record